AACCUUUUGGGAAAGCGGAAAAUCGGCCGGCGAGGCCCGGAGGCGCCGCCCACUUUUUCGGCCCUCUACAAAGCGCAGCUGGGUUUGCGCCUCGAGCCGCCACGCCCUGGGGUCUUGGGCCUUGUUGGCGGCAAUUCCUGGCCCCUGUGUGCGCGGGAGAAGGAGUCUGGUGGGGCCGUGGGCAACACAGAGGGACGCUGGUGCGCGUGGCGAGCCCAGGCCGCAGCCGCAGGUUGUUCACCCUCUCCUGCCCUAGGGCGCAAGCUCUGCCUUUUGGUCGCCCGGUGCCGCUCCAGCUGCCAGGGAGGGGGUUUGUCUCUGCGACGGGAAAAGACCCGGACGGUGCUAAUGGUAUUGUAUUUCACAGCAAAUCUGAAUGUUUAAAGAAUGGAAUACAGAAAACCACAAAAAACUUCAGCUAUUGAUUUAAUCUCAUCUGAAAUUCUACAGGUGUGUCUUCUACCUCAGCAUAUCAAGGCAACAGGCUUCCCUUUCCUUGAAGCUUGAAUGAAAGACAUUCUUCCAUACAUCUCAGAAUACACCCGAGAGUGGUACUGCUGCAGCCAGCGGAAAUUUCAAGGGCAAAAUUGGGAAAUGGCAAUGGAGUAAAGUUGUAGUUGGACGCAAUACCCAUAUUUUAUUUUUAUGUGGUGCUGAGGAUCGAAUCCAGCGCCCUGCACAUGCUAGGUGUGUGUCUUAUAAGCAGUUUAUAGCAGAAUUUUAAGCCAGUCUGUGAAGGCCUCCUUUUUAGUAGGUGAAUGCUGGUUUUUCUUACAUAUCUUAUAGAAAUUUCAAGCAUUAUUUUUGACAACUGCCUUCUGCUGAAUGUUCACUGGGUGAAACUGAAGGUCCUCAGAAGAAAUAAAUUAAGAAGAACCUGUGCCUUACGUCCUUCCCAGCUGCUGUGGAUGGCCCUGACUCUCUUAACUACCCUUCCCAGUAGGAUGUCACUGAGAUCCCUCAAGUGGAGCCUUCUGCUGCUGUCUCUCCUGAGUUUCCUUGUGAUGUGGUACCUCAGCCUUCCCCACUAUAACGUGAUAGAGCGUGUGAACUGGAUGUACUUCUAUGAGUAUGAGCCAAUUUAUAGACAAGACUUUCGCUUUACACUUCGAGAGCAUUCAAACUGCUCUCAUCAAAACCCAUUUCUGGUCAUCCUAGUGACCUCACACCCCUCAGAUGUGAAAGCCAGGCAGGCCAUUAGGGUUACUUGGGGUGAAAAAAAGUCUUGGUGGGGAUAUGAGGUUCUUACAUUUUUCUUACUAGGCCAGCAAGCUGAAAGGGAAGACAAAAUGUUAGCGUUGUCCUUAGAAGAGGAGCACCUUCUUUAUGGUGACAUAAUACGACAAGAUUUUUUAGACACAUAUAACAACCUGACCUUGAAAACCAUUAUGGCUUUCAGGUGGGUAACUGAGUUUUGCCCCAAUGCCAAGUACAUCAUGAAGACAGACACUGACGUUUUCAUCAAUACUGGUAAUUUAGUGAAGUAUCUUUUAAAUUUAAACCACUCAGAGAAGUUUUUCACAGGUUAUCCUCUCAUUGAUAAUUACUCCUACAGAGGAUUUUACCAGAAAAACCAUAUUUCAUACCAGGAGUAUCCUUUCAAGGUGUUCCCUCCCUACUGCAGUGGGCUGGGUUAUAUAAUGUCCAGAGAUUUGGUGCCAAGGAUCUAUGAAAUGAUGGGUCAUGUAAAACCCAUCAAGUUCGAAGAUGUUUAUGUCGGGAUCUGUUUGAAUUUGUUAAAAGUGGACAUUCAUAUUCCAGAAGACACAAACCUUUUCUUUUUAUAUAGAAUCCAUUUGGAUGUCUGUCAACUCAGACGUGUGAUUGCAGCCCAUGGCUUUUCUUCCAAGGAAAUCAUCACAUUUUGGCAGGUUAUGCUAAGGAACACCACAUGCCAUUAUUAACUUUACACUCUACCAAAAAUCUAGAGAAGGGCAGGAUGCUUUGUGGAAAAGUCUUAAAGUUGGUGCUGUGGAGAACUCAUGGAAAAGUCAGUGUGCUGGCUCACACUGAACUGAGAUCAUGGAGAACACAUAGAUUGGAGGGCCACACAUUACUAGUGAUUUAUUUUGACAAAAUUCAAGUCCCUUAAAAGUGGUAUUCAGAGGAAUUAAAUAUCUUAUAAAGGAAUCAGGUUUUUGCCUGAAAAUUAAUAGGGCCAAACAUUGAACAUGUCAUUCUAUAGACUAGAAUUUCCUAAAAGGGUUUUCUUAAUUAUAAGCUCAUUAGUCCGUAACAGCAAAGCAGUGUGGAGUUCUAUUUAUUGAACAGUUUAGUCACUUAAGGGUUUAGUGUGUAUCUUACAUGGGUUACCAAUUUUUAAAAACUAUAUAGUUCUGUGUAAAAAAAAAACUUCACUGACAUUAUACUGAACAAAAUUAAUUAUAUCUGUUUUUGGUCAUUCAGAAGGCACUUAAAGAUGUUGCGGCAUUUUGGAGUUACCAGUUAUUAUUUAAUGUUACUUCAAACUUUCUGGGUGUUUAAAAUGUUAUUAUGGUGGUUUCAAUACUGUAUAAUAGAAUAGUGAAUCAAUUUUUAUAUUUGAGCUUUGUUCCAGUUACUUCAUUGAUCAGUUUAUUAUUGAUAGCCCCAUUAAUGUGAAAGUCAUAGUUCAUUUAUUGAGUAUCAGUACUCUCUUGGACUUCAUUUUAUAUUUUACUGUGGUAAUGUAAAGAAUAAUUAAAACAAGAAAAUCUGAGUUAUUGUCUUGUUUUUGAAGCUAUAGUUCUCAGUGUUCUUAGAUAUCACUUUAUCUGUUUCAUUUUUCCCCUGGAACUUAGAAAUUAUAUAGAAUGCUAGGCAGUGUAUUUCCUUUUAGAAAGGACUCUGAAGGCACAAAAGAAGGGAGAGGACAGAAUGUUAUGAGAAGAGUGUCCUUUAUCAGUAUUUGGGUUAGAAAAACAAGACUGAAGAUCCAAGUUGCAAUGUUAAUCUUACCCUGUGUGUUUUCUCAUUAACAAUCAACUUGUGAAUAAAGAGGAAAAAAAAGAAA
Messenger RNA from Marmota monax (woodchuck), 2992 nucleotides. RefSeq names its product beta-1,3-N-acetylgalactosaminyltransferase 1 (globoside blood group) (gene B3galnt1). Lineage: Eukaryota; Metazoa; Chordata; Mammalia; Rodentia; Sciuridae. The transcript is spliced from 7 exons. Gene Ontology annotation, cellular component: membrane. The coding region runs from base 759 to 1904 and encodes 381 amino acids. Gene Ontology annotation, molecular function: N-acetyl-beta-D-glucosaminide beta-(1,3)-galactosyltransferase activity. The record is from RefSeq and is a predicted model, not a curated record.